Messenger RNA from Solanum verrucosum, 450 nucleotides. RefSeq lists its product as uncharacterized. The transcript has a single exon. The coding region runs from base 1 to 450 and encodes 149 amino acids. The record is from RefSeq and is a predicted model, not a curated record. Lineage: Eukaryota; Viridiplantae; Streptophyta; Magnoliopsida; Solanales; Solanaceae.
AUGCCUAGACCUCCACCUCCAUUCGCACAAAGGUUGGUAAAGAAAAUUGAAGAAGGAAGAUACCGUAGGUUCAUCAGUAUGUUGACGCAAUUGUCCAUCAAUGUUCCGUUGAUAGAAGAAUUAGAACAAAUGUCUGGGUAUGGUAAAUUCAUGAAGGACUUGGUGACCAAAAACAGGGAUGUCAAUAUCAAGAAUGAUGAGAGGUUGCAACACUAUAGUGCUAUUGCUACAAGGUCACUUGUGCAGAAGAAAAAGGAUCCUGGAGCUUUCAUUAUUCCUUGUACCAUUGGGAUGUUACACUUUGCGAAAGCUUUGUGUGAUUUGGGUGCCAGCAUUAACUUGAUGUCGUUGUCCAUUUAUAAAAAGUUGGGUUUAGGAGCUCCAAAACUUUCUGCGAUGCAUCUACUCAUGGCCGGUAGAACUGUGAAGAAGCCCAUUGGUGUUCUCUAA